AUGAACGAACCGAUUUUGUCUAAAGCUAGCUUUGUUCAUUCAUUCACUUGCAAAAUUGAUGAGAGAUACAAAAUCUUCCAUAAACUUGGAGACGGGUCAUAUGGCCGUGUCUUUUUAGCCCAACACAAUGAGACUAAUCAAGUAAGAGCAAUCAAAGAUAUUCCAAAAAGGCGUCUAAAAAGCAGAGAAAGACUCGAUAAUGAAAUCAAAGUUUUAUCAUACGCUGAUCACCCAAAUAUAUGCAGGAUCUUUGAGUUUAUUGAAGAUGAGUCAGAUAUUUAUUUAGUUCUUGAGCAUUGCAAAGGCGGUGAACUCUUUGACUUCAUUCUCAAAAAAGGCCGCCUCAGUGAAUUAGAAGCUGCUAUAUUAUUUCGGCAAUUAUUACUUGCUAUCAAUUAUUUAUACUCUAUAAAUGUAUUUCCCUCUAUAGAGAUAAAUAAUAAUAUCUUAUUUCAUAUAUUAAGAAAGACAAAAUGUUGUAUAUACAACUGGCGAAAUCUAUAUGGUCUUGAUUACACUCUAAUGGGGUAUGCCAUCGAGAUAUCAAGCCAGAAAAUCUGAUGUUUUCUGAAGCCGAUUUCAAUUCGUCUCUCAAAUUAAUUGACUUUGGACUUGCAAAGUUCGUAGAUAACCCUUCAGGACUGAUGUUCACUCGUGCAGGGACUCCUUUUUAUAUUUCACCAGAAAUCCUUAAAGGAUCUUACUCAAUGAGUACUGAUAACUGGAGCGCAGGAGUGAUCCUUUAUGUAAUGCUCUGUGGAUAUCCUCCGUUUUACUCAAAAUCAGAUAAUGAGAUUUUUCGGCUGGUUUUAAAUGGAAAUUAUAGUUUUCGUGGGAAAGAAUGGACAGAUGUUUCUCCUCUAGCUAAAGAUCUAAUAAGGCACUUGCUUGUAGUUGACCCAAGUCUUAGGCUUACAGCUGAGCAAGCAUUGAAGCACGAAUGGCUUUCCGGACUUACUUUGACGGAUACACCUCUAGAGAUUAAUAUUAAUUCUUUAAGGAGUUUUAAUAUUUCAAGAAAAUUCAGAAAAGCAAUUUUAUUAUGUGUGGCUUCUCAGUGCAAUGAAUGUGAUAUCUCAAAUUUAAGAACGCAUUUCAUGAGAAUUGAUAGGAAUGGUAAAGGAAGCAUCACUUAUGAUGAGCUACACCAAGUUUUGCAGCAAUACUCAGCAGCUCUAGGUGAUGAAAUAGGGAGCAUUAUUGCUAGUAUGGAUGUAAAUAGAAAUGGAAUCAUUGAUUAUACUGAAUUUCUAGCAGCCUCAUUAGACAAAAGCAUUUAUAUGCAGCAAGAACGUCUUAUAACCGCAUUUAAAGUGUUUGAUAAAAACAAUAAUGGAUUAAUAUCUAUAGAUGAUUUAAAAGAAUUGCUAGGGAAAGAAGAUCUGCAAGAUAACGAGUAUUGGGAAGAGAUUAUAAGAGAUGCCGAUGCGAAUGGAGAUGGAGUUGUAGAUUUUAAUGAUUUUAUUGCAGCAAUUGAUUUACGGCUUUCAUCUCAAUAUUCUUAUAUUCUUUAAUAUAUUACAGAAUAGCUUUUAGCUCGCUCUCGGCUACCAAUUUUCGGUCCAAUCGUUGGAGUUGGCUCGGAACCAACUCUAGGAAUCAGACCUAAAGCUUGCAGCCCACAGUGAGUUAAAGGCGGUCCUGGGUUA
Messenger RNA from Blepharisma stoltei, 1649 nucleotides. The record is from the annotation of a GenBank genome assembly. NCBI's taxonomy places the organism in Eukaryota, Ciliophora, Heterotrichea, Heterotrichida, Blepharismidae.